AGGACAUUUAUGUCCUGGGGAGGUGAUCUUCCCGGAUAGUCGUUGUUUUUGGAUCAUUUGAAGCAUUCCUGGGGGAAUGAUAGCGCCUUUUUUAACACAAAACAACCACAUCGUGUUAUCAGAUGUGUUUUAUUUUAUUUAAUGACUGCCAAGUGCGUCUUAUCUGUGUAUGACAAGCUUAUUGUGUGGCUUUGCGGCUUCUCUUCCGCAGAUGAGCGCCUUCACGCGAUUGCUGGCGAGGAGAGUGGAUUUACAGAGACAGUGUCGAUUCGUGCCACGACUUCUUCAGUGUGACAGAAACUUUUCCACAACCACCAUGAGCGGAGAUAAAUUUGACUUUCCCAAGCGAUACCGUGGGAGCUCCGAGAGUGUCUGGGUUGAAUACAUCCAGCUGGCUCUCCAGCAUAAGCCUCUGAAUCUGGGUCAGGGCUUCCCAGACUACCCACCACCGUCGUACGUCAUGGAAGCCCUCCAGACAGCUGCCUCAUCCAAUCCAAUGCUAAUGCAGUACACCCGUGGAUUUGGGCAUCCGCGACUUGUGACGCAGCUUAAGAAACUCUACUCAGGACUCGUGGGGCACGACUUGAAUGAGCAGACGGAGAUUCUUGUCACAGUGGGUGCAUAUGAGGCUCUAUUCUGCAUUAUGCAGGGACAUGUGGAUGAUGGCGAUGAAGUGAUCAUCAUUGAACCCUUCUUUGAUUGCUACGAGCCAAUGGUCAAGGCUGCUGGUGGUGUUCCGCGAUUUAUUCCGCUUAAACCGGCAAAAUCUGGAGGGGAAAUUAGCGCCGGUGACUGGGUGCUGGAUGAGAAGGAACUCGAGGGUUUAUUCAAUAGCAAAACAAAGGCCAUCAUCCUCAACACACCACACAAUCCCUUAGGCAAGGUAUUCACUCGGCAGGAGUUGGAGGUGAUUGCGAAUCUUUGCAAGAAAUGGAAUGUCCUCUGUAUCGCAGAUGAGGUCUAUGAAUGGAUGGUGUUUGAACCGUAUGAGCACAUCCGCAUCUGUACACUUCCUGGUAUGUGGGAGCGCACGGUAACUGUUGGAUCGGCUGGAAAGACAUUCUCAGUGACCGGCUGGAAAAUAGGAUGGGCAUACGGACCGGCAAAUUUAAUGAAGAAUGUGCAGAUGGUGCAUCAGAAUUGCACCUACACGUGCGCAACUCCAAUCCAGGAGGCUAUUGCCAUUGGAUUCGAGAAGGAAUUGGCACGGAUGGACUCACCAGAGUGCUAUUUCUACUCAAUUCGAGGUGAAUUGGUGGCUAAGAGGGACUACAUGGCGCAAUUUCUCAAGGAAAUCGGAAUGAAUCCAACUGUGCCCCAAGGAGGCUACUUUAUGAUUGCUGAUUGGUCACCACUUGUGGAUAAAGUAGAUAUGUCCAGUGAGAGGGAUCCACAGAAAGAUUAUCGUUUCACAAAGUGGAUGACUAAGAAGGUGGGACUUCAGGGCAUUCCACCAUCGGCCUUCUAUAGUGCACCCAAUAAGCACCUAGGAGAGAACUUUGUGCGCUACUGCUACUUCAAGAAGGAUGAAAAUCUCGCUCAAGCUGCUGAAAUCUUAAGAAGAUGGAAGCAGCACAAGUUGUGAACAUCAGACAACAACAAUCGGUCUCUUGUACAUGAAUUUUUCUAAUUUUGACCAUUUAUUUUUGGUGCAUUAUACCCAGUUUAAAUACAUUUCACAAACUGCUGGCUGGAAAACUCUCUACACAUAACCUCAAUGUUGCUCUCCUGGUUACAUAACAUCUACCUAAUCCUCCCAUACGGACUUGAGGGCCAGCUCGGGGGUAUUGUACCCUAGCUCCUCAGGGGUAUUGAUGCCCAAUUCAUCGAGGGUUGGUCGGAUCUCGGAGAGGAGGUAGGGGUAGAUUUCUGGUUUCUUGGGGCCGCACUUGUCAAUCACACCCUCAAGCCACCUAAUGGCAAGUGCAAAGUCAUUCACGCGUCUGCAGGCCUUAAGUCCCGCAAUAAUGAUCUUGGGCUCUGGCACUAAAUCCAUGCCCAAGAUGUCGUUCAUCCCCUUCCGGAGUUGCCAACCAUCGAUGUCGGGACGACUGAAGUAGGCCUCGUAGCGAGCAUCAAAUUCCUCAUCGGUCUCCACGGGGCCUCCAUGGCUCUGACGCACAGCCGCAACUGCACCAAGACGGGGCACAGUGAGCCCCAUGGAGCCACGAGCCACCUUCACGAGCUGAGUAGCCGCUGAACGGAACAUCUCUG
Lutzomyia longipalpis is the source of this 2214-nucleotide messenger RNA. RefSeq names its product kynurenine aminotransferase (gene Kyat). Gene Ontology annotation, cellular component: cytoplasm; mitochondrion. The record is from RefSeq and is a predicted model, not a curated record. Gene Ontology annotation, molecular function: pyridoxal phosphate binding; L-kynurenine:2-oxoglutarate transaminase activity. NCBI's taxonomy places the organism in Eukaryota, Metazoa, Arthropoda, Insecta, Diptera, Psychodidae. The transcript has 4 exons. Bases 170 to 1585 code for a protein of 471 amino acids. Gene Ontology annotation, biological process: biosynthetic process.